This is a messenger RNA of Aegilops tauschii subsp. strangulata, 1863 nucleotides long. RefSeq lists its product as uncharacterized. Gene Ontology annotation, cellular component: membrane. NCBI's taxonomy places the organism in Eukaryota, Viridiplantae, Streptophyta, Magnoliopsida, Poales, Poaceae. The record is from RefSeq and is a predicted model, not a curated record. Gene Ontology annotation, molecular function: aspartic endopeptidase activity, intramembrane cleaving.
AGACGAUCUCGUUCCCAUCGGUCCCAUCCAUCCACAGCCGCCUCUCCUCUGGUCCUCUCCGCGGCCACUAGGGUUUGCUCUCCUCUAGUCCUCUCCGCGGCAGCUAGGGUUUGCUCUCCUCUCUGCCGCCCGCAGCUCUUUACCUUCCGGCGUCGGGCUCGUCGCUGUCUGGGAAACUCGAAGUCGGCGUCCUGCCGUAUCAACUCCCCCGAUCCCCAUAGUCUUUCCGCCCGCCGCCGCCAGGAGAUGAUGAUAUCCAAAAUGCAUGAUAUGCUUUUGCCAGUGUUCUCUCUGUUCAAGUUUCGUUUGGAUGCUCCGCGUAUCCACAGCGUCAUCAAGUCAUGGGCUGUGGCUUCAAUCCCCGGAUUUUUUGUUUGCAUGUGCUGUGCUGCUAUGAAGCAUUGUUUAGCAAACAAUGUUUUGGGAAUUUCUUCCCGUAUCCAGCACGUGUUCCCACCCGCAGAUGCUGCCUCCAUGCUUUUCAUUGCCGACACUGCAAUAUCUGGUAUAUGUGUUGCACUUGCCCUCUGUAUCGCUGUGCCAAGAGCUAGCAAGAACCGUUUCUUUAAUUACGCAUUUUUGCGAUACACUGUAAUUAUCAUCAUACUGAACUGCUUUCAAUCCACACAGGGUGGGGGGCAGCCUGCUCUACAAUACGUUGCUUGUGGCGUGAUUAGUUUUGUUGCUGUUCACUGUUUGUGGAAUGUAGAAGUAAAACAGGGUGACAACAAUCAGCCGAUGAGUGAAGUGUGGGAUUGGAACAUGUAUGGAACCAAACUGAAGUUUCAUGGAUGGUUUAUUGACACUGCCAAUGAGGAUGGUGACGGAGGUGAGGAUGGUGACGGAGGUGAGGAUGAUGCUUCAUUUGCCUCGGAGCAUUCCGAUGAUGAAGAUUUGACGGAGGUGUCAAUUUUACGUGCGGUGCAAGUGUUGGCCAUUCGUGCAAACUUCCGUAUCAGCCGUAUGGACGCCCAUGACUGGUACCAAAGUUUUGUCAUCUAUACGGCGCUCGAGGGGGAAGUACAAGAGGAAGGAAUGGAUUUGGUACUCACUGGACCAUGUGGGAUACUACAGGCUUACGGUGGCAUCUGCUUGGAGGUUUUCACAGAAGACCUGGUUUUCACAGAAGACGAUGAGGGGUCUUCUACUGAUGAUGAGGGGUCUUGGGGCGGUCAUUUCCGCCGAGGCUGGGAUGUUACUGAUCCUGAUGAAGUUGAGGAAUUCACACAAACCAUCUAUGGAGGCCUUGGCCGCAAGUUGGAGAUCACAUAUUUGGUGAUUCCGGAAGCAGUUGAGACCUAUGUUGAGGUCAGGUUGAACCUCAAAGACUUCGGUUUGAGAAGCUGCUCUGUGUAUGGUAGCGUCAAGGCAAUUGCCGUUGACUAUGGGAGCAAAAGCGUCAAUCUCUUCAGUUUUGAACGAGGCAGUAGCUUGUCCCUGCCCUGUGGUUCCACGUGCAUUCUUCCACUGGGACCACACAUGAUUGCAUUGCCUAAAGGUAGACAGUACAAACUCCACAUAGAGGUGGACCUAAGAGUAAUCACAACCUGUGACAGCCAAGAAGAGGACAAGAAUUUGAAAUUCUGUCUAGACUGCAGCCGUAGAAUUAGGAGUGAAGAACGUCUAGAGUUACCCCGUAGAAUUAGGACUCAAGAAAGAGAAUUCGAUGGUGAUCAAGUUGAAGUGAAGGUCAUCUGGGCCCUAGCAAGAUCCUUCUAGAUCCUCGAUAAAUUUGUCUAAGAAAGGAGCUAGAAGCGAAAUAAGUGAAGGAAGGCAUGUGCCACAUGUGGAACUUUGUCUAUGUUUGCCAGAUCAUAUUAUCUAUUUCCUUGUGUUCGAUCUAUUCAUGCCAUUUUAUUUGAA